AUGACCGAGAUAACCCACCGAAGAAAGAGACUCGCAGAGGAUGACGAGGAAGACGAGCACCACAGCUCAAAGCGAAACCGCGCGGGGUCCAACGCCUUCAAAUGGCUCUGGUCGCCCUCGCCACCACCGGAAACCUCAACUCAGGGGCUCUGGACAUUCUCAGACGCCGAGAACAUAUUCCGCAGCGUACCACGCGACGGCGACACGCCGCGGUCCUUCUCGCAGCCGCCGGAGCCCGCAUUCAGACGAACCAGGCGGCGGGGCGCCAUUUCUGUGACUUCCUCUUCGCCGAGCGAACUGGAUCGUCAUCUCACGAUGCAGCUGCAGCAGCAAAUUGCGAUUAUUCGGUUAAAGACGGCCGCCUCUACGAGCAAUCUACACGCCCAAGGCAACGACGACAAGGGCGACGAGCUCGAGAGGGUACGGCGUGAGCUCGAGGACGUGCAGAUCGACUCGACUCUGCCGUCGCUCCUCGGCCUCUCAUUAGACUUUGACCGGAAGCUUGACUUCGGGUCCAGUCGUUCGCCGGAAGCUUCACAGGGAGAACCCGGUUCACCGACGGGCACCGGCUGCCUGUGGGAUUCCAAGGAGGCGAGAAUAAGCCGGCGAGAAGACGCAGGGAACAUGCGACAACAGUGCCAUGUUGGGUGUAGCGGCGCCGGCAGAGAGGGUCCAACGGGCCCCGGUAUGUGGAGGAGGCCGCGAACUUGA
Colletotrichum truncatum is the source of this 711-nucleotide messenger RNA. RefSeq lists its product as uncharacterized. Lineage: Eukaryota; Fungi; Ascomycota; Sordariomycetes; Glomerellales; Glomerellaceae. The record is from RefSeq and is a predicted model, not a curated record.